Messenger RNA from Lutra lutra (Eurasian river otter), 426 nucleotides. RefSeq names its product thymosin beta-10-like. Gene Ontology annotation, molecular function: actin monomer binding. The transcript has a single exon. Gene Ontology annotation, biological process: actin filament organization; regulation of cell migration. The coding region runs from base 73 to 204 and encodes 43 amino acids. Gene Ontology annotation, cellular component: cytoplasm. NCBI's taxonomy places the organism in Eukaryota, Metazoa, Chordata, Mammalia, Carnivora, Mustelidae. The record is from RefSeq and is a predicted model, not a curated record.
UUGCUGCACCAACGCGAGUGGGAGCACCAGGCGCUGGGCUCAGAGCGGAACUCCACAGAUCGCUUUAAGAAAAUGGCAGACAAGCCAGACAUGGGGGAAAUUGCCAGCUUCGAUAAAGCCAAGCCAAAGAAAAUAGAGACACAGGAGAACACCCAGCUGACCAAAGAGACCACUGAGCAGGAGAAGCAGAGUGACAUUUCCUAAGAACCUAGAGGACUCUCCACCCCUGUCAUCUUCGAGACACCCCAGUCGUGAUGCGGAGGAAGAAGAGCCGCCUGCAAGAUGGACACGAGUGACAAGCUGCACUGUAAGCCCAGGCACUCCGUGCCAAUGCCACCGGCCUGCGGGUCACCCCCCAAACAGGCUGCCACAUUUUCCAGCUCGCCCUGGGAUAUUAUAGCAAAUUAUUUGUAUGUUUAAUGAAAA